UACAAGGAAAUGACAGAGUUUCAUGACAAUUUUGUGAAGUGAUAAACAAGAGUACUAAUUGGUGGUUACGUCGAAUUCCUUGCUUUCUAAGUCAUGCGCUAGAUAAUUUAACCACAUUGCCAUAGUAUUCUUCCGAAAAUACAAAAGUUAGGAUCGCCACUGUCUUUCCUGAGGUAUGAGUAAGAAGAUAUCCAAAGAAAUAAUUUAUUUUGCCAUAUAUAUCAUGAAAUAUUGUAAUAAAUUAAUGGAGCAAUAAUAUUGCUAUAUAUAUUCUCUAGCCUCCAGCCUCGAUUUCCCUUUUCACUUUCUUUUUUAUUAAUGGCCUGUUCGGAAAGAUUCUAAUCUCUUUAGAUGGGUUUAGCGUUGAAAAAAAGUGUAUAUGUUGGCAAAUCUAUAUUCCCAAAGGUUUGGAAAAUUCUGUUGGCAAAAUUGCUCGUGGUAAUUUAUUUUGUGUACGUAGGGAGCAGAUUGUUCGGAAUCACUUUCAAAUGCACCAAAACACAACCAUGGAAAUACGAUGUGUUUUUGAGUUUCACCGGGGAAACCCGCAAGGGUUUCACUCACUUCUUGUACAAAGCAUUGCAACGGCGAGGACUCAAAGUUUUCAGGGACCAAGAAAUCCAAAGAGGUGCAAACAUUUCUUCAAUGCUCUCAACUGGAAUUGAAGAAUCGAGGUUUGCCAUCAUCAUCCUUUCCCCAAAGUACGCUUCUUCUACUUGGUGCUUGGACGAACUUACUAAAAUUGUGGAAUGCAUGGAAGUCAAGGGCACAACAAUUCUCCCAAUAUUUUAUAAGGUGAAGCCAACGAGUGUACGGAAUCAAAGAGGAGCUUUUGCAAAAGCCUUCAAGAAGCAUGAUAAUAAUUAUGUUAAAGACAAAGCAAAAGUGCAAAGGUGGAGAAGCGCUUUUACAAAAUUGAGCGUUAUCGCUGGAUGGAUAUCAACAGAAUGGUAUGAGUACGAGCUUAUUGAAGAAGUCGUGGAAUUAGUGUGUAGCACAUGCAUCUUAGCUCGAUCCAAUGAAUUUAGUCGGAUCAAAUUGAUGAAGAACCUGCUAACUUUCAGUUGAACAGCAACGAUGAACAGCCUGUCAAAAGUUCAAUUGAAGGAAGCUGGACAACUAGGUGAACUAGCUAUAAUUCCAGUGGAUGAAGUGGAUCGAGGAUGAACAACUUGCAUACAAAGUCUUCGUAUGAAGGUUUGAAAAUUGAUUAAUUACUUUGCGAUAUAAUAAUGGCAGCUGCGCGCCCGCGGGGGGUAGUGAUAAGUAUAAAUAAGCUUAGAAUAAAAGAGUAAUUAAUUUAUACACAUGCUAUUGAGAUUGAUGUGCGGCCUGUAACACCAGUACUUGCUUGAUGAACAAGAAACC
This is a messenger RNA of Rosa rugosa (rugosa rose), 1368 nucleotides long. Its product is annotated as toll/interleukin-1 receptor-like protein. NCBI's taxonomy places the organism in Eukaryota, Viridiplantae, Streptophyta, Magnoliopsida, Rosales, Rosaceae. Gene Ontology annotation, biological process: signal transduction. The transcript has 2 exons. The coding region runs from base 352 to 1068 and encodes 238 amino acids. The record is from RefSeq and is a predicted model, not a curated record.